AUGGGACUAAAGUACCGAACUUAUCUCAACGGGACUGGCAUAUUCUGUUGCAAAAAAUGCAAAACUCAUCUUUCAUCCACCGAUGCUAUUAUAUCUCGACAAUUUCAAGGGCAACAUGGCCAAGCGUACUUGAUAAAAUAUGUAGUCAAUGUCGACCAUGGUGAAUCGGAAGAGAGAAACAUGAUUACAGGAUUACAUACUGUCCGAGACAUCGCAUGCUCCAAAUGUAAAACCAUUGUCGGCUGGACCUAUGUAAAAGCGGUUGAAGAAAGUCAGAAAUACAAAGAAGGCAAAUUCAUAUUAGAAAAGGCUCUUCUG
Umbelopsis ramanniana AG is the source of this 318-nucleotide messenger RNA. RefSeq lists its product as uncharacterized. The transcript is spliced from 4 exons. Gene Ontology annotation, cellular component: ubiquitin ligase complex. The record is from RefSeq and is a predicted model, not a curated record. The annotation marks the transcript as partial. NCBI's taxonomy places the organism in Eukaryota, Fungi, Mucoromycota, Umbelopsidomycetes, Umbelopsidales, Umbelopsidaceae.